AUGUUUGGAUCAUCGAGAGCUGGCGGUGUGAGAGGAGGACAAGACCAAUUCAACUGGGAUGAGGUGAAAGUCGAUAAACACAGGGAGAAUUAUCUUGGAAAUUCGUUGAUGGCUCCUGUUGGGAGAUGGCAAAAGGGCAAAGAUCUGACCUGGUACUCUAAAGACAAAAAAGGUGCAAGUUUGUCUAAAGCAGAGGAAAUGGCUGCUGUGAAAGCUGCAGAACACGAAGCAAUGCUGGCAGCUCUAGGACACAAGAAUAUUAAGAGACAACCCACUGGUCUUACUAAGGAGGACCUGGCAGAAGUCUAUAGAAGGGAAGAGCCAGAAGGGGAAGAACGAAAUGUCGAUCGAGUCUCAGGAUUGGGGAGUUCGAGUGGUGGGAGGAAGAUGGUGCUGUCGCAAAAGGAGAAAGAGGCUGCCAAAAUGGGUCUGCCUGUUUUCACCCAUCAUAAGACGGAGGGUCAGUCCGAAAUGACUUCCACAAAGACAGCUGAGAAAUUGGAAAAAGAAGACGAUUCAAAGGAAGAAGGCAAAAAGAAAAAAAAGCACAAAAAAGAGAAAAAGAAGAAAGACAAGAAGGAAAAGAAAAAGAAGAGACACAGAAGAGACUCGUCCUCAGAGUCGGAGGAUGACAAGAAAAGGCACAAAAAGGACCACCAUCGUCAUAAUCCAUCAUACCACAGUCAGAGUGGAGCCAGACCCCAUGACAACCAUUCACAGGGGGGAGCAAAGGGCGGCGGGCGGCGGCAGCGGCACGACACAGACUCCUCCGACGGGGGGCCUCCUCCCGGGGCCCGGCUCAGGACGGCCCCCGGCAGAGAGCCACAAAGCCACAGGCGACGCCACGACACGGACUCGGACUAA
Molecule: messenger RNA, 864 nt
Organism: Knipowitschia caucasica
Lineage: Eukaryota; Metazoa; Chordata; Actinopteri; Gobiiformes; Gobiidae
Source: the annotation of a GenBank genome assembly